Molecule: messenger RNA, 1051 nt
Organism: Phytophthora nicotianae INRA-310
Lineage: Eukaryota; Oomycota; Peronosporomycetes; Peronosporales; Peronosporaceae
Product: GTP-binding protein YPTC4
Exons: 5
Coding region: 301-933 (210 amino acids)
Cellular component (GO): Golgi apparatus
Molecular function (GO): GTP binding; GTPase activity
Source: RefSeq, a predicted model, not a curated record
CAUUUUUCCAUGUGGGUUCCGCCUUCUUUUCUUCCCUUUCUUUUCGCAGAGCCAAAAAUAUAAGAAAGCCGAGAACUACGCCGGCCGACAUUCACCACCUCCCUGCGCCACCUGCACAACGUCCCACAGAACAUCAACUAGGUACGUGCAUGCAGCAUCCAGUGGUCUUCCUCCUCCCACCAGUUGCACGCUUCAUCGACAACUACAAGCCUCAAAUCAAGCGUGUCAAGUUUGCCAGCAUAUCACUCCCCCCCUCACUAAUUUAUUUUAUUUUACAUAAUGCAGUACAGCUAUUGAACCAUGUCGUACGCCUACCUGUUCAAGUACAUCAUCAUCGGCGACACCGGCGUGGGCAAGUCGUGUCUGCUGCUACAAUUCACGGACAAGCGCUUCCAGCCCGUGCACGACCUCACGAUCGGCGUCGAGUUCGGCGCGCGCAUGAUCAACAUCGAGAACAAGCAGAUCAAGCUCCAGAUCUGGGAUACGGCUGGACAAGAGUCGUUCCGCUCCAUCACUCGCUCGUACUACCGUGGAGCUGCCGGCGCGCUGCUGGUGUAUGACAUCACCCGUCGAGAGACGUUUAACCACCUGACGAGAUGGCUGGAGGAGGCCCGACAGAACUCCAAUUCGAACAUGGCUAUCAUGCUGAUUGGCAACAAGAGCGACCUGGAACACCGUCGCGCUGUGAGCUUCAAGGAAGGAGAACAAUUCGCCAAGGAAAAUGGCCUCAUCUUCCUCGAGACGUCAGCCAAGACCGCUGCGAACGUGGAAGACGCUUUCGUCAAGACGGCGUCCAAGAUCUACUCGAACAUCCAGUCCGGCGUUUGUGAUGUCACUAACGAGGCACAUGGCAUUAAGGUGGGCAUGACGGGCUCCCCAGGUCCUGGUGGCUUCGGCAACUCGAACCCGCCUGCUAACCGAGGUUGCUGCUAAAAAGCACUUCAUAACCUGUCGAGGAAACGAGGAUGUAGGAUUCAGAUCGUUGAGUCCCGAGUUUAAGAGCUUUUCCCCCUAAACAACAAACAUGCUGAUGCUUAUCAAAAACACAUAA